AUGGUGACGUCAAAUGGGACUCGUGCGAAGCCGUACGAAGCCAAGCCAAAGGGCUUUGAUCUGCGAGCCAUCAUACGGCCCAACAUACUCGAGCUGCAGCCUUAUCGAUGCGCCAGAGACGAUUAUUCGUCUGGUGUCCUGCUCGAUGCCAAUGAGAACUCGCUAGGGUCUGCCUUGCCCCGUCCAUCGGGCUCCUAUGCACCGCUAGACGCCGAUUCGAGCGACGGCAUGGGAAAUUUGCAUCGCUAUCCCGAUCCUCAACAGAAUGAGAUCAAGGCGAGGAUAGCAAAGCUCAGGGGACUCAGAGACGAGAUUGGCGCCGCGGGCAUCUUCCUAGGCGUAGGAUCAGACGAAGUCAUUGAUAUGCUCAUGCGAGUGACUUGCUAUCCGGGCAAAGAUAGCAUUCUCAUCACGCCGCCGACUUACGGGAUGUAUUCGGUCUGCGCGAAAGUCAAUGACGUAGCACUUGUAAAGGUCCCUCUGGAUGAUACUUUCGUACCUCGACUAGACGAGAUCAACGCUGCACUGACACCUGCCGUCAAACUCGUCUUUCUCACCUCGCCGGGCAAUCCAACAGGUACUUUGAUACCGCUGCAAGCUGUGCGCCAGCUGCUUGAUCAUCCUACUUGGCAUGGUCUUGUCGUGCUUGAUGAGGCCUAUAUCGAUUUUGCCGAACCAGAAGCGAGCGGUGUCACGCUGCUGAACGAAGGCUACCAGAACUUGGUCGUCAUGCAGACGCUCAGCAAAGGCUUCGGUCUGGCCGGCAUCAGACUGGGAUGCUGCAUCUCCUCGCGCGACUUUGCGCAGAUCUUGUUCAAUACCAAAGCGCCCUAUAACAUCUCGACGCCGACUGCGCAGCUUGCCUUGCAAGCACUAGAGCCCGCCGCGAUCGAACUCACCCAGCGCAAUCUUGCCCAGCUGAUCAAGGCUCGAUCCCAACUCAUCACGGAGCUCAUCCAAUUGGACGGCAUCGGCAAAGUACGAGGAGCGAACCACGCAAAUUUCAUCCUCAUCGAGAUUCUUAAUGCGACCUCACGCAAGCCAGAUAAUGCCCGCGCAGUGCUCGUCUACAAAACCUUGGCAGAAGACAAGGGCGUCGUUGUGCGCUUCAGAGGUACCGAGCCUGGUUGCGAGGGCUGCGUGCGCAUCACGGUCGGCUCACCGAGCGAGUGUAAGACCUUGCUGCGCGAGAUGAAGCUCGUCCUUGCGACGUCAUAA
Mixia osmundae IAM 14324 is the source of this 1218-nucleotide messenger RNA. RefSeq lists its product as uncharacterized. Gene Ontology annotation, biological process: L-histidine biosynthetic process. The record is from RefSeq and is a predicted model, not a curated record. The transcript is spliced from 5 exons. Gene Ontology annotation, molecular function: L-histidinol-phosphate:2-oxoglutarate transaminase activity; pyridoxal phosphate binding. NCBI's taxonomy places the organism in Eukaryota, Fungi, Basidiomycota, Mixiomycetes, Mixiales, Mixiaceae. Bases 1 to 1218 code for a protein of 405 amino acids.